CAGAGUCAGCGUCACUCUUCACCUGCUUCGCCCCGAUGUCGGGCCGCGUGCGCUGGAGGAGUGCUUGAGAUGCCGGUUGGCGAGAAAGUGUCCCCAGAGGAGGCUCUGCGUGGCACCGAGUUCGAGCUCUUACGGCAGCUGCAAAAGGCGGUGCGGACUGUAAUCCUGACGGCCACCGUCAGCAACAGUUGCGUGAACUGCUCCCACGCCCUGGGCCUGCAGCUCUUUCGCCUCAUCCGGAGUUGCCUGCUGGCUGGUUGCCGCCGCUUCCGCGGUGUGCCUGCUGCCGCCGACUUCUUGUUCCUCCUGGUGGUGCCGGAGUUUGCAGGGGCUUUCCGCUAUGACCUGGAGUUCAUUGCCCACCUUUGCGUCAGCCACGGCGUUGCAAGCUUUGUCAAGCAGCUCUUCGAGGAUGAGCGGCGGGUGCGACAUUUCUAUUGCGACGCCGCCAUCAUGCGGGACGAGGAGUUGCACCUGGCCUUCGUUUCCUCCCUGAUGGCGUUGGAACCUGUGAAUUUCCACCCAGACUCCAAGUAUUUAGCCCAGCAGACGCUCUCUGCAUCCUUGGAGAAUCUCCACUUGAUUCCUGUCCAGUGGCGCUCCGAGGGCAGCGGCAAGUUGGAGGAUCAUGUGCCGGCUGCAAGGCCUGACAAGGCGGUGCCCAGAUCAGACCUGGGAGCCCUGAGCAAGAGCGCCAAAAGCGCGCUCCAGGGCUUCGUUGCAGGCCGGAAGGCUCGCGGAACGCCGGCUGAAGCAGGCCCAGCUCCGCAGGCUGCAGAGUCAGCCGUCGAGAGCGAAGGAUCGCCGGAGCCAGGGCUUUCGCAGGAGCCUUUGGAGGAGGAAGAGCAGCCAGAUCUUGCUGGAAAGUUGGAUGAGGUGGCCACUGCCCUCAAUGAGACGGAGGAGCUGGUGCGUCUACUGGAGUUGGAGGCAGAGACCCGGUCGAAGGGCAAAGAGGCACAGCAAGGGCCCAGAACUGCAUGGGGUGUGGAGGAGGAAAGCCGGGCAGAUGAGCGGCCUAGACGAAAGGAGGUGCAGGCACUUCUGAGUGAUGCGCUCAACACGUGCUGUGUACUCGAGCUAGAGGAUGCAGCAACAGAGUGUCCCUGCGAUGAAGCAGAAGAUGCCCAUGCCGAAGCAGAAGGCGCCGCGCCUGUGUCUUCAGAGGCUCGCUCUGCCGCUGACCUGGGAGGUGAGCUCGCUGAUGCCUUCGGCUUGGGCUCCAUGCCCGUGGCGCCAGUGCCGGAGGUAGAGAUCAGCCUCCGGGACUUGGUGGCAGCCGGAAGACGAGCCAGGCAAGCGCCAAGAAGGAGUUCUGCCCCGGGUGUGCUGCAGGCGCCAGCGCCGGCAACGGAGUCCAGGCCAAGCAGGGCUGUCAGCCCGGAAGCUGAACCUGACGAGGCAGAUGAUGCGGUGGCUGCGCUGGAGGGUCUUUGGCACUCUUCUCGACGUGACACGGCCCGACGCUUGAUGAGGGCUUCUAUCUCAACCGGAGCUCGGAGCACAUCCAGCGACUGGUCAAGCACGAUGGAGUCGUCUCCUCACCCAGGCGUAGGCAUCCUGCCUCUUCGAAGCGCUUCUUCCUGUGACUCCGACAGCAACUCCGAGCAUUCAGGAUCUGUCUCAAGCUCCAGCUAUGCCCCCCAGGAGUUGGGCAACGGCGUUCACCUGGAGUGGAGGCUGCGCAUGCACACGCGCCUGCCCAAAGAUGUGCAGGUGAUGAGGCAGCAGGGCCUUUGUCUUGGCUGCCAGCGGCGCCUCUCCUCUUCGCUCUUCCAGCAACCCAGGUACUGCCACUACCUGGGCCUCGUCUUCUGCACCAAGUGCCACCUGGGGGACAUCCGCGUGAUCCCUGCCCGGGUGGCAGAGCGCUGGGACUUCGAGCCACGCAAGGUGUGCCACGUGGUGGCGAAGUACCUGGAUCUCCAAGUGAACCAGCCCUUGGUUCCCAUCACCAGCAUUCGCCGCACCAAGGCAUCCUCGCAAGAGAUCCUGACUGAGAUUCACAUGAAUCGUCAGAAGCUCACGAAGAUCCGGGAGAUGCUGACCACCUCAGGCUGCGACUUCCAGCACCAGCUGCAGGCCUUCCUCUCUCAGUUGGAUGCACACGUGGCCCGCGGGCACGAGUUCUACGCAAUGCAGGACCUCAUCCGAGUCCACCUGCAGGGGCGGAGCUGUCCGCUCUAUGUGAACAUUUCCCGCUGCGUUGCGGCCUGCGCGAAGCACAUUCACUCUUGUGAGACUUGCGCUGCCUCGGCAUCUUUCUGCCCCAUUUGCGGCUCCAACGAGCGUGUGUUUCCCUUCGAGGUAGCGUCAUUUCAUGCGUGCGGUGAGUGCCAGGCCGUUUUUCACCAGGCGUGUUUUCGGCGGGCGGGGUCUACUUGCCCCUUCUGCGCGGCAGGGCCAAAACCCGCAGUCUCAGCUGUGCAAGCGCGGUAGCUUGCAACACGCUUGGUGCGGCGCGCCUGGAUCUUCCAAUUUAGGAUGCUUCGCUU
Messenger RNA from Effrenium voratum, 2495 nucleotides. The record is from the annotation of a GenBank genome assembly. Lineage: Eukaryota; Dinophyceae; Suessiales; Symbiodiniaceae.